AUUCACCAGAUGAACGUAACAGACGAUGCAAAUCCAAAAGAAGAAUUUCUUAAGGCGCUUAAUUAUGACUUUUCUUAGGACAACUAGAUCGGAAAAAGAAAUGUGAAGGAACGCCAAAUUAAGAGAGUGACUUCAUGGUACUACAUUUCCCAGCGGCCCUUGCGGAAAGAACGCAUAAAACAGGAUAGGGUCGGACGGAAUUAGUGAAGGCGGAAGCGGCUGCGGUGGAGUGGUCCUGUUUGUACUCGAAAGUGAUAGUUGAUGGUCUCCACCAAUUCUGAUUGCUCUUCUUGGGCUGGCGAUACUACCGCUACAGUAGUUCGCAUUCAAGCAACAGAUAUUGAUAACACCAUGCAGCCAGAUACAGACAAAACCAGAGUACGAGUUAGGAAACCGGACAUGGUUCUGUAUGUCCCAAGAGCAAGACGUGAGAUGGCCGUCUCAAAAAGUGGCCCUUCCAUGGCCAUCAAAUACGGGAGGGAGAGUCAUGGCUCCACCACAGAGAAGGAGAGUGUUAAAGCGUGUGAGGCAGGACAAAACCCUAAAAUUAGGAAAGGGCUGCUUCAGGAUGAUCAGGAAAAUGCCAGGUCUCCUCAGAAACAGAGAAGAACUUUUCCCCAGGACUCAAGCCAUAAUGAUGCAUUCUGCCAAAGAAACCAAGGCACAAAGGCUCAGGGAGAGAAGAGUCCAACGUUCCAUCAGAAGGCCACUUCACAUCACUUCUCCUCUUCCUCCAGCUUCCCAGACCCAACUCUUACUGGAGUGAGCGAAACAGAGACACAUGAGUGCUGUACUGUACAAUCUGCUGUCUCAGGGGAAAGAAUGGCAGAUCUCCAGCCAGAGAUUAGUAGUAUCAACACCUCCUGGAAAAAGGAGCAUAUCUGCCCAUCAGAAAGGCAGAUCACCAGCAGGACCAAGAGGGCAGCAGUUGUCUCAGAAGCAGUAGGACCAGGUGAAAGUGGUAGGCAGAAUUCCUUGGAACAGAAAAUGCUAAGCGAAGAUAGCAAGUUGCUUUUCAAGAACAACAGAACAAAGCUUUUAAGUAAAGGUGGUUCAGAAUUGACCGGAAUAAGUAAGAACAGUAUAUCUGGAACGGAAGACCAGAGGAUUCCAGAUAACAUAGAGGCAUAUACAGGUGGUUCAUCCAUCUACACAGACGAAGGAAACUCUGAUUCAGCACACAUAAGUAACUGUGAUUUGCUGGAGCACAUUGAUAAAAGCCACCGGUUUCCUAUGGAGAUAACCAAGUAUAACAGAUGCAAAUAUAUAGAGCAAAGCAGCUCCAGUCAAACAGCAAUGAGUGACAAUAGCAUCUUAGAAUGUGCUGUGGUAGAGCCAAAGGAAUGUAAUAGAGUUGAAGAUGCAAAGGGGAGUGUUCCUGCUUCAGCACAAGCAAGUGAGUAUGGCGACAAGAAUGAGAGCUGUAUCUCCCAGCGUUCAGUUAAAUUUAUCUCUGAUCAGGUUGCAGUGGCUGCUGAUAGUCAUGAGAACAUUUUAAUUCAGGCGGAGACACAUAAGCUCAUGGAGAAUGCAGAGCAGCUUCCAGAUAAUUCAAACGUGUCUAUAGGUUUUAGUUGUUCAGACAGGACUUCUGAGAAGAUAGAUGAUCUCCCCAAUUGUUUCUUUAAGGUAGCAGGUGAUGAAAAGUUACAGGGAGGUGAUAGUGAACACGAUAAGGAGAAAAGCCUGUGUGAUGAGACAGGCCAGUAUAAAUGUGAGACAUUUGAGGCAAAGGCUGCACUGACAACAGAGGAAAGCAUUUUGGACUUGGUUGACCAGAGCCCUGAGAGCAGAAGUAGUGUGGAGCCAUUUUGUCCUUCCAAGGAGACUGCCAGCUGGUCUCUGAAAUCUGCCUCUGAGAAGAUGGCAUCUUGUCCAGUAAGCAUAUUGGAGAGAACAGGAACACCCUUAGAAGCGGAAAAGCCAGCUUUGGGGGAACUGGGUACAAGCUUGCAAUAUCCCUCUGAAGGCAAAGGAGAAGAACGACCCACAAAUCGUGUGCCAUCUAGUUCGGAAGAGACCACUAACACCAGCACUGAUCUUGUAAGUCACAGUGAGGCUGACAACAUGGCAGAUGAGAGCUGGGAUGCCCUGUUUAAUGAUGAUGGGGAUUGCUUGGAUCCACAAUUAUUGGAGCAGCUGUCUACCUGCACUCUCCGUGGCACAAGGCUACAGGAGCCGCAUUUUGAUUAUUACAACUAUUCUCCAGCUGAUCAGGACAUGAGUGACUCUGAGCUGCCACAUGUCAUUGAAAUCUAUGACUUCCCACCAGAAUUCCGCACUGAGGAUCUGCUGUGUGUCUUCUGCCAUUACCAGAAAAAAGGCUUUGACAUUAAAUGGAUAGAUGACACACAUGCUCUGGGUAUCUUCUCCAGUCCCAUCACAGCACAGGAUGCUCUCAAUACCAAACAUCUGAUGGUGAAAACCCGUCCCCUGUCACAGGCUACACGAGCUGCAAGGACCAAAGCCAGAGCUUAUGCAGAAUUCCUGCAACCUGCCAAAGAGCGUCCUGAGACCUCAGCUGCUCUGGCCAGGAGACUGGUGACAGGUGCCCUUGGUGUGCGAAGCAAGCAGAGCAAGGCCGAACGUGAAGCUGAAUGCAAGCAGUUACAAGCAGCUCGAGAGCGGAAGCUCUUAGAGGCCAAGCAAAAGGAAGAUGCCUGGGAAGGUCGUGAGUGAGUCAGCAGCCAGUGCAAGAAGAGGGAAGUUGCUCAGGCCUGCUUGAAAACCUCAUGGAGUGGAACUGACAAAUGGCAGCUUGUGCUUACAGCAUUGAGGGACUCUACCAUCCCCUUUGGGGGAAGCAAUAAGAUAUGGGGAGUUGGGAGUGCAUUGGAGUAGCCAGACAUGCCAGGAUGAGUCAUGUGAACCCAAGCUACCGGGUUGGCUGGAAGGCUGUGAAAGAGUGGGACUGGAGUCUGGCUGUACCUCAGGAAGAGCUGCUGUAUUGUUAACAGUCCUGCAGGGCUGUUCUAAAUGCCAUAGAAUGUAAUCCAAAGGCACUCAUCACAUUACUUUGAAGCAGCCUGGAUGCAGGGCCUAUCUGUUCUCUGGGUCACUGAGUCAUGUUGUGCUCAGUGGGAUGGGGCUAAACCAUGAUAGCUUUUAGAUCAGGCCCACUAGGAUGGCCAGGUGCCCAAUGCUGAGCUUGCUAUUAAAGUUGAUUUGAUUUUAUAUAGUGUCGUGUGAUGCAGGCAGCUUUACUGCCUCCAAGUAACUCUAUGAAUCUUCAGCACUGGAAAGUUAGCAGAGGUAUGACAGCAACUCAGUGAGUUACUAUGGUUGGACUUGACUCAGACCCUCCUCUUCCAGAUCCUUUAGAAUGGAAGUCAACAUAAGAUGCCCAGAAGAAAGGUUCUCUCUUACAAACCCAUUCCUGAUGGGACCCUCGUAAAUUCAUCUGAAGAGCUGAGAUAAAAGCAACUCUUCCCCUAUGGGGAAAUCAGGCUCCAGCGGGGAGACCCUGCUACCAAGCAGAUUCUGGACCUCCUAGCAGAACCGUUCCUAAGAGGCUCUAUGCACUUGUGUGGGAUUCCCCUCCUUAUGGCAGGAAUAUGUUGGCAGCAGUCCUUGCAGCAUGUCACUCCCACCCUGUAAAAACAGGCACAAGUAAAAAGCAACCCAGCUCUAGUCUGUUGGAUUUCACUUUACAGGCAUUCCCUCCACUACCACCACCGCUGCCCACUCCCCAGGAAUGCAUCUCAAAGACCAGCAAACAAGGUCCUUUCUGUUCUGAGCAGCUGCAUCACCACCACCCAAAAGCAGGCAGAUUGGCUGCUUCCUGUAAAUGUACAUCAACAACACACCUUUGCUAGGCUGGGCCGGAGAUUCCUGUGGUCAGACACUCCCAGCUGUGCUUGGGGUCAAGCCCUCUAAGCUUGGACCAAGAAUUUUGGUUGUCUCCGCUUAGUUGGUGCAGAGAUCAAGAUCCAGACACAUCAGUCUGAUCUUGCUACCGCACAGCAGUAGACACAAGUGCUGCUCAAACUCUAGAUCAACGCAAUCUGUCCCCGUCCAAGUUGUGGGUCAAGACAAUGCAUCAGAGGUCCUGUUGGAGGUGGCAUUUUGGAAGAGUGGGGGGAGCAGAGUUCACUAGGGGUGUGUGCCUGGCAUGCCACAUUGACCUAGUCAGAGGAAAAGUGGAGAUACUCUCUAUGGGACAUUCUGCUUGAGACUGUUUGGGGUCAAAUUGCACACAGUAGGCCAAGGCAGCUCUCAGAGCUGGAAUGUUCUGGCAAGCUGCCUGUUGCUGGCCAGCCAGACUUACAGCCAUCUCCGUACCUGGAACAGCAACCGGUUGUGUCUCCCUUUGAGCAGGGUGGAGUGCUUGCCUGUGAUGUGGGCAGUAUUCUGGAAUAGGAGCGGAUGGGUAGUGACUGCUUUUCCUGGCAGUUCUAAUGGUCUGAUUCCCUACUCUGCCAAACAAGUGAUAUCUGAACCAAGCCCUGUCUAUUUGAUCCAACUAAAUACUCUCCAAUCUGAUACACCAGAGUGGCUAAAUUAGGUUUCAUUCCCGUUUAUAGUUUCUGGCAGUUUGCAGAGCCUCCCUGCAUGAAAGGCCAUCAGCAUUUGUAUCGGAGUAGACUAGCCAUCCAAGUAAUCUCAUAUUUACAUAGGAACGAUUGCACUGAAGCUUAUUGAAGAAUUGUAUUUAAUUCUUUUGUAAAUGUGGCUUUAAGGCAAACAUGCAGAUCAUUCUUUAAGUUGGCAUACCUCAGAUCCUAUGCUUAGCUGGUCCCAUGCCUUAUUUAAGACAGGAUUUGUCUUUUCAAUCCGUUACUGGCCUCUUUUCCUGCACUCUUGUCAUUUCUGUUAGGAUUGCACUGUUGCAAAACAUGCCAUAGAAUUUGAGAACUAUUAUAAUUAUCUCCAGAAACAGAUUUAAGAUUUGUCUCCUCAAUGUUGCUUUAAAACCUAAACACCAAAAGUGUGUAGUGUUUCAGAUCUGAAUUAUGCAAAGAGGCUUCAGAUCUAGCAUAGACACACACAUCCCCAUCAGCAGUUCCUUAAAGGAGAAAGGCCCUUUCCUGGUCUUCCAUAAUAAUCUCUCUGCUCAAGAAAGAACAUGAAUAAGUUGAGUUCAGAAGGCAUUAAAAGCAUCUGUGAGCACUCAUGUGCCCAUGGAUGAUCCGCUUGUAUCAGGGCUUAUUAGAUUCCCUGCCUCAUCUGGCUUUCAGUUUUUUUCUAGUCUUCUUAAUUUUAGAAGAAGCAUACAGAACAUGCUUGGAUCCUUUAAGCUCAUUAAAAUAGUUCUGUUCUGGGACAUUUGACCAGAAAGUGAGACUUUAAAUGAAGAUCACAACACACUCCAAGGUCAAUUGCCCCUCCACAGGGGAGAGAGGUUUCUCUGGAUUUCUUUUUCUUCUGUAGCCCCUGGCUUGAUCUGGGUCAUUCUUGAACGCAAUUUUUCUUUGCAUGUUUUAUUUCCAGCACCAAAUUAUUUUGCUUGCUUUAUUUCCAGCACCAAAUUUGGCCCUGGUCUGUUCAGUUUUCAGAUAAUUAUUGUGCUGAGGAGACGCAGUAAGGUCCUGGGUCCCUCUGCAUAAUUUCUUUCCAAUAUUUCCAUUGGAUUGGAAAUAAUAAAAAGUAAAUGCAGCUGGUUCUUUUUCUGUUUUUGUCCUCUGCUGCUGAUAAAAUCUUGUGCCCCAAAAACUUUUGCCAGCCAGAAAAAUUGAACAGUACAUUCAAACACAUGUCAGUGACUAUUACACUGACCAGUGGUAGAUAAAUUAAGACAGGUUCUGCCCAUUUUUAUUAAUCAGCAACUCUAUUAUAUAAAUAUGGCGCAGAUAUACAGUAUUAUGUAGAAAUCAUUCAAAGAUAUUGCUUAUUAGAGUAACAGUAUGUAUGCGCACAGCAACAAUCCAAACUCAUUGGGAGCAGGGGGGGAGGGGAGGAAUUGGCAGGCUAAAAAGAAACAUGAGACAUUGAACCCUCUAAAGUACCAGCCUCCAGCAUCAUCUUUAUUUACAAUAAUUCCUCUGGGCCUCAUAGGCAUUCUUAGAAAAUACAAGUGGUGGGUUACUGCAGCCCAGUGUUUCGUUAAAAGGCUGCCUAUCUGGCCAGAGAAAAGGCUAGCUAAAAGCUACUUAUUUAUUUUGCAAUAUUUGUAAAUCACUCUAAUCUCUGGCACUUUGGGAACUGUAUCAUGGGAGCUGGAGGAGUUAACAAUCAGCAAUUUUACAGAGUUGCCUUCUGGUAAUGGGCUGUUUGCGCUCACUGUAACAGCCACUUGGGGAAAAGUCAAGUCCACCCACUCUUCUCCCCCUCACGGCAGCCUGUGGUGUGUGUGCUUGUGAUGCGCUCACAAAACUCAAACCUGGCUCUGACUCCAAUAGGUUGGAGAUCCCUGAUAUCAAUUAUGGGCUGGUCAGUUGGACAUUUUUGGAAGCACUAGAGGAAGCGCUGACUCUCCUUGUGCUUUAAUACAACCUCCCUCAAAGGCUUUCCUCUGACUACAUUCUCGUUCUCACAAAUUUAAGCCCACAUUGAUUCUUGAGGGUUGCUGGAUCCUUUGCAAGAUUCAGUGGCACAAACCUAAAACUCUGCCAGCAGCUGAUUUGUUUUUUUCUGGGCACUGAUCAUUGGUAACCCUAUUUAGAUUUCACAUGCUGAAUAUUCCCUCACUGCAGCUCUCCUGAAGUGGAGAGAGGAAGAGGAGAAAUGUGUUAACACAGAGUCAGUAAUUUGGUUCUAAAGCAAGAAUAAUUUUUAAAAUGGCAGAAUGUUUCUAGGUGUUUUUAUAUCAGAACUGCAGUAACUAAGACAGGGGUCUCCAAUCUUGGCAACAUUAAGCCUGGAGGACUUCAACUCCCAGAAUUCCCCAGCCAGCAAAGUCCUCCAGGCUUAAAGUUGCCAAGAUUGGAGACCCCUGAUCUAAGGAAUACCUGGCUAUGUUGAUUGCAGAAUACAGUUAUUGAAUGUGUUUACUGCACAUUUCAAGAUAGAAACUUGGAAAAUCUGAUCUGACCAAUUUUGGCUCGGGCAUCACGCCCAUUCUCCUCUGUAGUGAUCCUAUUUUGACUCAUGUACUUCUUUACCAGGAAAUAAUGUUUUAGCUAAAUUCAGCUCUGUUGGGAUUUUGAAAACAUUUAAUACUCAAAAGUAGUAUUGAAGCAGUUUCAUAAAGGGCUAUGAAAUAAGUAUCCUCUGGAGCGAUAUGUUUAAUGCUUUCUUCAUUUCUUAAGUCCUCAGUUUAAUUCAGUUUAGUUGGAAUGAGAGUUUGGAUCUUUGCCCUGUAUUAAAGGAAUCAUUGUAAUCCGUUCCAGUGUAUUUCAGUUCCCCCUGUUUGUUGCGUGAUAAAUUUCCAUUUCUUGUUCAUCUGUUGUAUAUAUAAUCCUCACUUGUCUUUUCAUGGUUGCAUUUCUCUUGGGAAAACAUAUGCAUUUUCCAACUAUUUAAAAUGUUGUGCUUUCUCUCUGAGAAAAAAUUAAGUUUUCUUCCCUGUCCAAAUAUACAUAUAGUGUUAUAGGAAUUGCUUUUUGAGGCAUGGAAGUUGGAUGGAAGUUGCCUCACCAUCCUAAGAACAGUCUAAGUCAGUAUUUUUCAACUUUGGCAACUUGAAGAUGUGUGGACUUUAACUUCCAGAAUUCUGGAAGUUGAAAUCCACAUAUUUUCUAUCUGACAAGGUAGUCUAAGUGUUCUUUGCAGAAGUACCAGGCACAUAGGAACUUCUAGAAGAGACUUUCCUGCCUGAUCAGCCUGCCAUACAUUCCAAAUUUUAUGGGACAAUAACAUCUUUUCCACUACUUGUGGGUUUUUGCCCUCAGAAAAUAUAUAAAGACAGAAUAACUGUAUGAUAUCUCUUGAUUGGUAAAGUUGGAUUGGUAAAGUAUCUGGAAACAGCACAGAUGUGACGUAGUGUAAAGUUAAUGACACCAAAAGCCUUACAAACUCGUACUUUUGAAACAAGAAUGUUGAUCUUUGAACACUUCAAUAAGGGUCAGAGCAGCAUCAAACACCUUUGAUGAAGCCAUUGGGACAGCCAUUUUGAGUCUGAAAUGAGAUGUUUCAACCUCAAAUAAUUCAGACUAGAAAUCUUUUGCAUACUCCAAUUCCUUAAAAUGGAGAAUUAAAUGAGUACGGUAAAUGUGAGUGUAUAUAACUAAGAAGAGGCUGUGCAAGAAGUUUGGAAGUGAAGGAGAAAUGACUGAAGAAGAGAGAGAAUUUAUUGAAUUAUGGUGCAUAUGAAAAUGUAGGGAAGGAGCAUAUUGAGCAAGUGAAGAUUUGAGGUGGUAGCCCUUUUUUUUACACAUCAACCUGAAAAAUGGCAUUAAAUUAAUAGAUGAGGAUUUUAUGUCAUAGAAUGAAUACAAACUCUUAUGUUCUUCCAUGCCCUUUCUGUUCCAUGUAAGCUUCAAAUAUGGUUGCCUUCUUGCCUCUGCACUCCAUUAAACCAUGAAGGUUCUUUUUAGCUUCCACUCUGUUAAAUCUAUCCUGCAGAUUGCAAUCAAUUUCUCUUUUGCUUUUCCUGUUCCCCAUGUUUCAGUUAUUUCUGCUUCCCUUAUGCCUGUCUGGUCCAUCUAGCAGAGAUAUUUAAUCUUCAGAGCGAAGAUCACAUAAAUUACUUGAUACAAAUGAUGACAAGGAGAAAAAAAAUCAAAGGAGAUGAGGAGUCUAAGAAAAUAGAAUCAGUCUCAUAUUGCAGAGUUAGCAUAGCACUGAGCUAGAAGAUGGAGGUCU
Molecule: messenger RNA, 8682 nt
Organism: Ahaetulla prasina
Lineage: Eukaryota; Metazoa; Chordata; Lepidosauria; Squamata; Colubridae
Gene: R3HCC1L
Product: R3H domain and coiled-coil containing 1 like
Exons: 8
Coding region: 262-2679 (805 amino acids)
Source: RefSeq, a predicted model, not a curated record